This is a messenger RNA of Biomphalaria glabrata, 1508 nucleotides long. Its product is annotated as programmed cell death protein 2-like. Gene Ontology annotation, cellular component: cytoplasm. The record is from RefSeq and is a predicted model, not a curated record. Bases 86 to 1384 code for a protein of 432 amino acids. Lineage: Eukaryota; Metazoa; Mollusca; Gastropoda; Planorbidae. The transcript is spliced from 9 exons.
UCUUUCACAGACAUUCAGAUCUUAGUCACUAGAUCUAUAUCUAGAGUCUAGCUACAUGUAGACUUGCAUAAAAUUAAGACGUACCAUGUCUAUUUUAAUUGGUUUAGUUGACCAAGAAGUAUCACUUGACGACAAUUAUGCUUGGGAAAACAGUAAAAUAGGAGGAUUGCCUAAAUGGAUGAGCUCAGAAUAUGUCAAAGUGGAAUGCAAUUUGUGUGGACAGUCCAUGUCUCUAGUGACUCAGAUUUAUUGCCCCUUGAAUGCCUCGCCAUAUCACAGAUGCCUCUAUGUUUUCCUGUGCUUUAGAAAAGACUGUAGUAAACAGCAGAAAGGUUGGCAAGUGUUCAGGUCCCAGCUCUACGACAGCAGUUAUGAAAUGAAUCCAACCAAUACAAUUAAGAAGACGCAUUCUGAUCUGCCGAAAGACACCUGGACAGAUGACCAAGAGGACUGGGGGGAUGACACUGAAGAUGGCAUUAAUUUUAUUCACAAGUCUAGUAAAUUGCCUGAGGCUGACCUAUGUAAAACAUUUUCAGACAGCUUGAGUUGUAAAGAUGACUAUGUUAAUAAAAAACGUGUUUUGGGACCAGACCAUCAUAAGACUCAUUGUUCAUUUGUGAUAAGGCGAUCAGCUCAUUCUAAAGGUGAAACAAGCCCACCAGCAACUGAAAGUACAUUUUCAGAUGAUAUCUUGAAGGAAGGUGUUCUAGGUGAAUCUAAUAUUUUGAUGGAAGAAAUGGAUUUACCAGACUCCAACAGACUAAUGGCUAUGGCAGAGUUUCUAAACACCAAUGAUGAAAUGGUUUCUGAGUCAGCACCACCUGGUGGGCUAAGUGUUUUCAAGUCCUAUUAUUUGUCUGUCAUAGAGGAGCCGCCAGAGGUUACAAGUGUAGAUGUUCAUGUGGAGGACCUUAUCAGGAAAUAUGAACAAGACGAAGGGAAACAACUAGAUGAACUUUUCAAGGAAAGCUGUACACCAGGACAACCCAAACAUGGAGAGCAUUAUGAAAAGACAGAGCUGAAACAUGGCGACAAAAUGUUUCACAAAUUUUUGAAGCGAUUGCAACGAUGUCCAGAACAGUGCAUUCGAUAUGACAGGAAUGGAGACCCAUUGUUGGUCAGUAUUAUGGACUCCAGUCUGACCAUUCCUAAUUGUCCAUAUUGUGGCUGUCAGAGGAUAUUUGAACUACAAUUGCUGCCCUCUCUCAUUCCUUGGUUAAAGACAGAGAAUGGAAGUGAUGUUGAGAUCGACUAUGGUACAGUGAUGAUAUACACCUGUCUGAACAACUGCUGGCCUCCGUCCUCUGAUCCUAACAGUACACUUACUGUCAUGGAAGAGUUUAUCAUGGUUCAAACUGACCCAGACCAUCAGUUCUUUAGAUAAUGUUUUCAUACCCUGUCUUUGGAUGUAUAUAUGCAUUGGUAAUAUGUAGAUCUAGAUGUUUGCGAAAUAUUUAAAAUACAUUACUUUAUGAUUUGGAUUGAAAUUAAAAAUAUUCUAGAAAAAA